This is a messenger RNA of Peniophora sp. CBMAI 1063, 978 nucleotides long. Lineage: Eukaryota; Fungi; Basidiomycota; Agaricomycetes; Russulales; Peniophoraceae. The record is from the annotation of a GenBank genome assembly.
AUGCGCCCCACCCUUCCCGCGCAAAUGCGGGACAAAGACGUCUUCUCCUUCCGGCGCGCCCUCCCGCGCAUGUCCUGGUCGCCCCAGAACCUGUACAACCUCUCCCGGCGCCAAACCGGCGACCUGACCCGACAAUCCGACUUUGACCAGACGCCCGCCACGCUCUUCCAGCAGCGCUGGCUCUCCAAGAAACUCAUCCGCGCCUACCACGGCGACUUUGUCAACGAAAAGGCGUUCAAGCGCUGGUACUUGCCGCGGACGUUGCCGGAUGUGCGGCCGAGAGAGCCGUUGAGGGUGUUUGGCGAGAACGAGAAGUUUGUGGGCGGGAGCAGGGCCAGGGACGGCAUGGAGAAGGCCAGGAAGAAGCAGGAGGACGGCGCAGAGGAGCAGGGCGAGGGUAUCGCGCCUGUUGGAAGCUUGAUGCUGGCAGAAAUAGAGAGGAGAAUCGACGUGCUUAUAUUCCGUGCGAAUUUGGCGAGGAGCGUGUACGACGCCCGCAGGCUGGUCGUCCACGGCUAUGUCCAGCUCAACGGUCGCAAACAUCCAAACCCGAACACGCGUCUGGCACCGGGUGACAUGGUGUCCGUGGACCCAACCAUGAUUCCCUUCAUCCAGGACAGGCGAAAGGCCAAGGCUGCCUCUGAAGAAGCACCCAAGGAAACCUCUGAGGACGAGGCUUCCACCUCUUCCACACCUGCAUCCACCACCGACGCCUCGGCCCUACACGACAAAUCCUUCCACCUACCGCCCUAUGCCUCGCCCUUCCUCUUCCUCCCCGCCUACCUCGAAGUGUCCUACCAGACAUGCUCCUUCAUUUACGUCCGCCAUCCAACGGCGCGUCCGGGCUACUCCGAAAUCCCCACGCCGUACGAUGCCGACGGUGAUGUCGUGCGUAGGGCUUGGGAAUGGUAUGCACGGGUCAGGCCUAGGAUGAGGAGUAAGAGGCAGAUGGCACGCGAGCCGGAGAAUAGGCAGUAG